Meira miltonrushii is the source of this 725-nucleotide messenger RNA. RefSeq lists its product as uncharacterized. The transcript has a single exon. Lineage: Eukaryota; Fungi; Basidiomycota; Exobasidiomycetes; Exobasidiales; Brachybasidiaceae. The record is from RefSeq and is a predicted model, not a curated record. Bases 81 to 590 code for a protein of 169 amino acids.
AAAGCAGGCUCCCAAACAUUCUUCCUCGCUAACACCAACACCACAUCAUUGAUUUUUCAUCAUCGACAACGUACUCCAAUAUGAUCUCGAAGUUGGCUUUCUUUUUCGCAUUUGCCCUAAUUGCGGCUUUGCAAACAAAUGCCUUUCCCACUUCAAAUGACGAUCAACUAAAAUUGAUUCGCAAAGACGUUGGGGUUGAGCAAAGUCUCAACGACCUUACUCGUCGCGAUGACGCCUUCUACGUUCAAUUUUGUGAUGCAUCAGAUUCUUGCACUUCUCCACUGUACAACUUCCAAGACGUUUGCUACAAUCAACCCAACAAGACAAAAAUCAAAUUUCACAAACCUAGCGGUACGAUCACUUUGGGUACAUAUUACCUCGCAAGCUAUUCUGCUGCUGGUUGCUUGACCGCAAACAAGAUCGCUUGUCAAGCUUUAGGUGUCAGUGGUAUUGAUGGCACGAAAACCAUUGAUAUCAAUAGUCCUGGUUCGUACUACAAGAUCAAUGUUGCUGGCCCUUACAAAAAGCGUAAUGAGUUGAACGAAGGCGAAAGUGUGCCAUUAGAAAAGCGUGAAGAUUGCGGACAAUAAUCUGUAGCUCACGUAUCACACAUUGCACGAUUUCCUCGUCGGAUGAACGUGAUUGCCAUUCAUUUUAGCUCUGAAACUGUCUUGUGUAACGAAUAAAGUUGGAGUCUAUCCAUACUUUGCGACAGUAUAGCUGAG